Molecule: messenger RNA, 1143 nt
Organism: Suncus etruscus (white-toothed pygmy shrew)
Lineage: Eukaryota; Metazoa; Chordata; Mammalia; Eulipotyphla; Soricidae
Gene: SPESP1
Product: sperm equatorial segment protein 1
Exons: 2
Biological process (GO): acrosome reaction; fusion of sperm to egg plasma membrane involved in single fertilization
Cellular component (GO): acrosomal vesicle
Source: RefSeq, a predicted model, not a curated record
AUGGCGGAGAGCUGCGGACGAUGCUUCUCAAGCCCCUCGUCCUCGUCGCCGGCUGCUGCUCUCGCCUCGCCGCUGCCGGGCUUCGGAGUGAGUGGACCGGGGCGCCCCCUGCUGGGCCGGCGCGCCGCCGCCUGCCCGGGCCCUGUCCAAGGCAUAACAACUAAUGAAGAACAAGACAUGAAUUAUUAUAUAGAAGAUUUGCAGAACAUGAUACUAAGUGUUCCCACUAAAGAUUUAACUCAUGACCAGAAAUCUGCGUCUACAAAUUCUGCUCAGUCUCUAAGCCCUAAAGUAUCAAAAUCAAAAACUACAAAUACACAGGGUGAUUCUUCAACAAAAAGAGAUAAAUUGGCCAGUAACCACAUCGUAACUACCCAUCGACAAGUUUCCCGACGGCAAACAGGGAAGAAAAGACGGACUAAAAGCACAGCAUUCUGGUCAGUGAAACCAAACAAUGUCUCUGUCGUUUUGCGUACAGAUGAACCAUUUAUUGAACAGGAAGAGCCGGAGCCGGAGCCAGAGCGAAGUACAGCACCAAGCACUGUUAAAUCGACCACCACAACUACAGAGUUCAUCUCUUCAGGUAGCAUGGAUACUGCCGCUGAAAUAGAAGAUGUUCCUCAGCUCUCAGGCACUUACAUGUCACCAGAGUAUCAGAGAUUGAGAAAUGAAGAAAUCUUGAAAAAAAUUUCAAAUAUUCGUUCACUGGUGAAAAAGGCACCUCUGUCUGACAGCCUCAAGCCACAAUAUAGAAAUGACAUUCUAGCUGCUAGAGAACACUUGAAACAGAGCCUGGCUUUAGCUGCUGCCGUGGAACGUAGGUUACAAAAGAUGUAUGAUUCCCAGGCAAUACCCCUUGGAGGAAGUGGUGAAAUUGAAGACGUUGAAACUGUAAUUAAUGUGUUGUAUAACUCGAGAUCUAAAUUAUCUGAAUAUUUUAAUAUGAAACAUAUUCCACCAGAGAUGAGAAGAAAAGCUACUACAGUAAUUAAUAUAUUGAAAAAAAUAUUAUGUGUAAGUCGAGCAGAAACUCAAAGUCUUAUUAGGAAGUUAUUAAAAAAUAAUAUGAAGAUUUUAAAAAUACUUAAUGUUCCAUGACAAAGUUAUUUAAGCAAACUGUGCAUGGAUUCACAGGAGAAUUAA